Messenger RNA from Leucoraja erinaceus (little skate), 510 nucleotides. Its product is annotated as vitellogenin-like. NCBI's taxonomy places the organism in Eukaryota, Metazoa, Chordata, Chondrichthyes, Rajiformes, Rajidae. Gene Ontology annotation, biological process: lipid transport. The record is from RefSeq and is a predicted model, not a curated record. The annotation marks the transcript as partial. Gene Ontology annotation, molecular function: lipid carrier activity. The transcript is spliced from 2 exons.
AGAAUAAAGUGGCUUCUGGCCCCAUGGCCCACUGAGACUAGUGGUCUUACCGAGCCUCUCCUCUUGCAGCUUCUCCACGAUCUCCUUGCCGACGCCGUUGCCCAUGGUAACGAGGAGGACAUGGCCCUGGCCCUGAAGGCCAUCGGUAACGCGGGCCAGCCCAUCAGCAUCAAGCACAUCGUGAAGCUCCUGCCCUGGCCCAGACCCUCGGCCCCCAACGUCCCCCUCAAGAGCAAGGUGGACGCCAUCAUGGCCCUGCGCAACAUUCUGAAGAAGGACCCGACAAAGAUACAAGUCAUCACGCUGCAUAUCUUCAUGGACCAACGCAACGCCCCGGAGCUGCGGAUGGCUGCCUGCGCGGUGUUCCUCUGCACCAAGCCGCCCCUCAACGCCCUGCUGCUCCUCGCCAACUCCCUGAUGAAGGAGAGCAGCUUGCAGGUGGCCAGCUUUGCCUACACACAGCUCCGAUCGUUAUCCAGGAGUUCACUCCCCUCCCUCUACCCACUGUGA